Molecule: messenger RNA, 1087 nt
Organism: Danio aesculapii
Lineage: Eukaryota; Metazoa; Chordata; Actinopteri; Cypriniformes; Danionidae
Gene: svbp
Product: small vasohibin binding protein
Exons: 2
Coding region: 63-260 (65 amino acids)
Biological process (GO): protein secretion; negative regulation of protein ubiquitination
Cellular component (GO): apical part of cell
Source: RefSeq, a predicted model, not a curated record
AUCAACCUUUUUGUCUUUAGUGAAAUUAUCCUGACUCCAAAUUGUGUCCGUCUGCUUCCGAAAUGGAGCCAGCAUGUCGAAAAGACAAACAGAAACAGCAAACACCAACGCGUGGAGACAGAACGAAACAGAAAACAGCCCAGCAGGAGCUAAAGCAGAGACAGAGAGCAGAGAUUUAUGCCCUGAACAAAGUCAUGACUGAACUUGAACAGCAGCAAUUUGAGGCCUUCUGCAAGCAGAUGCAGUCACAAUCAGAAUGAGGAAUAACCCCAGUCAGAGUAAACAUACACAGGUUAGGGUUACCAUGUUACUCGUAUUAUUGUAAACCACAUGAUAAUCAACCCUUUAAGCCUGUCAUUUACACCAAAUUGUAUUCACUGUAGAAUGCUUGACUGUAUUGGUGCACACACACAGUACUUGAAUCAGACUGUACAAUCACAUCACAAAUGCUUGUCAGUAUGCACAAAACCAGACAUAUCAUAAUAAUGUGUCAUAUUUAUCAGAGCACCACCCUGGACAGUGCUGUCAUUUCAUUUUCACAAAAAAAAUUAUAUUUACCUAAACAUUUGAAAAUACGCUGUUUAUUUUCUCACCCAAUGGUCAUUUAAGAUUUAGAUGAAACUGGAUAUACUGGGAUUUUGAGAGAAUAAAUACAGUUAAAACCCUUUUUAUGAUUUAUUGAGGUGUUAUGAAGCGAAACGAUUGGUCUGUGCAAGAAACUGACCAUUAUAUUCAUUAUUACCUGUAAUCUACAGCCUCAACAAAUAGUAGCCAUUGACUUGCAUAGUAUGAAUCACCUAGGCCCACGGAUUCAUCUAAAAAUACAUCAGUUUUCGGUUUACUAUCUUUUUGAACUGUUUUGUAACAUGCAAUGUUAAUUUUCCUGAAUGAGUAUUACAUUAUACUUUACAAUACUGUAUAAAACUGUUCUAGACAAACAACAAUCUAGCGCUAUGUUGGCUAAAGGAAAUAAGAUACAGCCAUCACUUGUGGUUUAUUGUUAACUUAUGACUUAUGAUGACCUACUGUAAUAAUGGCAACAGUGUUUGUUUAAAAUUUGGUUAUUAAAAAUUGUUUGUAAUAAAUA